This is a messenger RNA of Miniopterus natalensis, 2215 nucleotides long. It is a transcript of the gene RPL22, whose product is annotated as ribosomal protein L22. Gene Ontology annotation, biological process: cytoplasmic translation. NCBI's taxonomy places the organism in Eukaryota, Metazoa, Chordata, Mammalia, Chiroptera, Miniopteridae. Gene Ontology annotation, cellular component: ribosome. The record is from RefSeq and is a predicted model, not a curated record. Gene Ontology annotation, molecular function: RNA binding; structural constituent of ribosome.
CCUGCGCAGUUCGCUCAACUCCCUUUCUGCCUCUCCUGCCGCCAUGGCUCCCGUGAAAAAGCUUGUGGCGAAGGGGGGCAAAAAAAAGAAGCAGGUUCUGAAGUUUACCCUGGACUGCACCCACCCUGUAGAAGAUGGAAUCAUGGAUGCUGCCAAUUUUGAGCAGUUUCUUCAGGAGAGAAUCAAAGUGAAUGGAAAAGCUGGGAAUCUUGGUGGAGGGGUUGUAACCAUUGAAAGAAGCAAGAGUAAGAUCACUGUAACUUCUGAGGUGCCUUUUUCCAAAAGGUAUUUGAAAUAUCUCACCAAAAAGUAUUUGAAGAAGAAUAACCUACGUGACUGGUUGCGCGUAGUUGCCAACAGCAAAGAGAGCUAUGAGUUGCGUUACUUCCAGAUAAACCAGGAUGAGGAGGAGGAGGAGGAGGAGGAUUGAUGCCCGCUUGCCCGGCUCACUUUGUACAAGUUUUUGAAUAAAACUUGGGAACCAUUCGGUGGCUUUCCUUGUGUCUCUGCAGUGUGGAUUGAACAGGAAAUUGGAAACCAUAGUAAGGGCUUCACUUGGGAUGCCACUCACUGCUUUGUAAUUAGACUUUUCCUGCUUGAAAAUUUCAGUUCUCAUGGUAGUCAUACCAGAAUAGAAGAGUAAGUCUCCUAAGGGAACUGACAAGGAUUUGACAUCGAGCUGCUAUAAGGGUGUGGAGAUGUAAGCUCAUUAGUCACUGUUUUACUUUAAAAAGUGACAGUUUUAGCUGGCGCUUUUCUCAGAUUCAGGAGUACAACAAAUGUGGGACUCCUUAUUCAAUGAAAGCAAAACCAGUGACUUCUAUCUGAGGUUCUCUCCUUGUGGGAAGAUGGCACUGUUGAUAAAAAUGCAGGGUUCUGGGGCAUUUGUCUUUUUUAAAUUUUUAUUACAAAUUAUUCUUGAUGCCCAUCAUUAUCAUGUGUGUUAAUCUGUUUUCUUCCUCUAGAAAUAAACGUCCUUUGGCAUUGCUGCAUACUCUACUGUCCCCCAGGAAAGGGUUUGGAGACUGACUCUAAAGGUCCCAGGUUUUAAAGUGCACAAAAAUUAAUUUGUAAAUAACCCUUGUUUCUGGAAGUCUUUGCAACACUGUCAUUUUGGCUUCCAGCAGGGGGAGCUGGCGAUGAGGAAGAGUAGGGCUUCCAGAUGUCAGCAUUUGUGCAGGUCCUGGGUGGGAAUUCUUUGCUGCCCAGAACUGAGUCUUCACAGGGGAAGGUGGGGAGGGAGGAUGGGCAGGAAGGACAAGUUGAUUAGGAGAUAGGGUUCUGGCUGAAAGAAAUGUUCACACCUGUGGGAUAGUCACUUCCAUGCCAUUUAGGCCAUGGGAGGAUUUAAUAUCAAAAGUCAUUCUACAAGCUGACAUUAAGCAGGACCAAACAGUCUUGUUCCUGCCUGAUACUGGGGUAGAAAAUGAACAUGAUGCCCAUCUUGGGAUCUUAUGGCCAUGUGUGCAGAGGCUAGAGAUCUGUGGAAGAUUUAUCUAAGGCUGUAAAGAUAUAAUUGUUGACAAAACCAGCAGUUUUUUCGAGUGACUUUGGAAAGAGACCCUGAUGCCUUAUGGUGCCCUUCUAAAAUCUAAACAAUUCUGCAGAAAUGUCUGCAUUGUCUUAAAAUUAUGGUGUAUAAAAUUCAUAUUUUUACAGAGUUUGCCUACAGCUAAUUUCCACACCUGAAAUUCUUGUGCUCUGCUAGUUGCAUAAGCUGGAAAUUAGAUGUUGGAGUUCCUACCUUGGCUCCAAUUUAACAUUUGGAGCUCUUUGGAUUGACUUUAACAUGUUGAGGCUUUGCAAUUUCAUUUGUGGUAAAGGCUCUAGCAUUUUCUAUUUCUAUGCAAAUUUGCUGAAGCAGAAUUGUUUGCAUGUUUCUCUGCCCUCACAGAAGGCAGGGUUUCUUUCACAUUUAACUUGGGCAUCAGUUGCUCUUUGGCUCUGCCCCCUACCGUGAUUAGUAACUAUGUUAGUAAGUGUGACUUGGGUUUGCAAAUUUUACUUGUUUGUUGCAUUGAUGUUCCCCUGUAGUAAUUCUUAGUUUGGUUGUAAAAUAUUAACCCUGGGCUGAAAUUAGAAUAUAAGUUUUUAAAAAACUGCUCCCAGAUUUUAAAACUUGUAAUAUAAUUGAAACAUUGGUUUUUCUAUGCCGUUUUGAACUCUUGUAAUUGAGGUUUGAUCACAUUUUAUAUUAAAGUGGCUAACACAUGGC